Scomber scombrus (Atlantic mackerel) is the source of this 5170-nucleotide messenger RNA. RefSeq names its product vitellogenin-1-like. Lineage: Eukaryota; Metazoa; Chordata; Actinopteri; Scombriformes; Scombridae. Gene Ontology annotation, biological process: lipid transport. The transcript has 34 exons. The coding region runs from base 9 to 5099 and encodes 1696 amino acids. Gene Ontology annotation, molecular function: lipid carrier activity. The record is from RefSeq and is a predicted model, not a curated record.
CAUCAGCCAUGAAAGAGGUUGUGCUUGCCCUGACUCUGGCCCUUGUGGCUGGUCACCCUCAAAACUUUGCUCCUGAUUUUGCUGCUGGUAAGACAUACGUGUACAAAUAUGAGGCACUGCUCCUGGGCGGUCUGCCGGAGGAAGGUCUGGCAAGAGCUGGGCUCAAAGUCAAGAGCAAAGUUCUCAUCAGUGUCGCAGCCCAGAACAUGUACAUGUUGAAGCUUGUGGAACCUGAGCUCCAUGAGUACAGUGGCAUUUGGCCAAAGGAUCCUUUAAUCCCAGCACCCAAGCUGACUGCAGCUCUGGCACCUCAGCUCAUGAUUCCCAUCAAGUUUGAGUAUGCAAAUGGUGUUGUCGGAAAAAUGUUCGCCCCUGAGGGAAUGCCAGUCAUGGUGAUGAACAUCUACAGAGGUAUCUUGAAUGUCCUUCAGCUCAACAUCAAGAAGACUCAAAAUGUCUACGAGUUGCAGGAGGCUGGAGCUCAGGGUGUGUGCAAGACCCUUUAUGCCAUCACCGAGGACGAAAAGGCUGAUCGCAUCCUUUUGACAAAGACCAGGGAUCUGAACCACUGUCAGGAAAAGGUCAUGAAGGACAUGGGGAUGGCAUACACUCAGUCAUGUUCAAAAUGCCAGCAGGAUUCAAAGAACCUCAGAGGAACAACAUCAUACAACUACGUCUUGAAGCCAGUUGCUGAUGGCAUGCUGAUCUUGGAGGCAGCUGUCAAUGAGUUGAUUCAGUUCUCACCUUUCACUGAGAUGAAUGGAGCUGCUCAGAUGCAGACCAAGCAAUCCCUGGUCUUCCUUGAGGCUCAGAGGGCCCCUAUCGUACCCAUCCAAGCCGAGUAUCUUCACCGUGGAUCUCUAAAGUAUGAAUUUUCCACCGAGCUGCUUCAGACACCCAUUCAGCUCAUUAAAAUCAACAAUGUGCAAGCUCAGAUUGCAGAGAUUCUGAAUAAUCUCAUCACCCACAAUGUGGAGAGAGUCCAUGAGGAUGCCCCUUUGAAGUUUUUUGAGCUUGUUCAACUACUUCGUGCAGCCCGCUUUGAUGACCUGGAAAAGCUCUGGAACCAAUACAGGAACAAGCCUGCCUACAGACAGUGGAUCUUGGAUGCCAUCCCUGCCAUUGGAACUCCUGCUGCGCUGAAAUUCAUAAAGGAGAAAUUCCUAGCUGAGGACCUGACUGUUGCUGAAGCAGCUCAGGCUUUGAUUGCAUCUAUUCACAUGGUGACAGCAAAUACUGAGGCCAUCAAGCAGGUUGAGGCCCUAGCAAUGAACAACAAAAUAGUCGAGAACCCAGUUCUACGUGAGAUCGUCUUCCUUGGAUAUGGUACCAUGAUUUCCAAAUACUGUGUUGAGAGGACUGUCUGCCCUGCUGAACUCAUCAAGCCCUUCCAGGACCUUCUUGCAGAAGCUGUUGCUAAGGAUGAGACCCAGGACAUCAUCCUGCUUUUGAAGGUUUUGGGUAACGCUGGCCUGCCUACUAGCCUUAAGCCAAUCACAAAGAUCCUGCCCAUACAUGGCACUGCAGCUGCAUCUCUUCCCAUGAGAGUUCAUGCUGAUGCAAUCAUGGCCUUGAGGAACAUUGCAAAGAAAGAGCCCAGAAUGAUCCAGGAAUUGGCUCUUCAGCUUUACAUGGACAAGGCUCUUCACCCAGAGCUUCGUAUGCUUGCAUGCAUUGUCCUGUUUGAGACAAGACCUGCAAUGGGUUUGGUGAUAACUCUUGCCAACAUUGUGAAGACAGAGGAGAAUCUGCAGGUUGCAAGCUUCACUUAUUCUCAUAUGAAGUCCCUGACCAGGAGCACCGCUGCUAUCCAUGCUUCAGUUGCUGCAGCAUGCAACGUUGCCGUCAAAUUUUUGAGCCCAAGACUUGACAGACCAAGCUUACGUUUCAGCAAAGCCAUCCACAUGGACAUCUAUAACAGUCCCUUGAUGCUCGGUGCUGCUGCCAGCACUUUCUACAUCAAUGAUGCUGCCACUAUUCUGCCCAAAUCUAUUGUGGCUAAGACCAGUGCCUACAUUGCUGGUGCUGCUGCAGAUGUUCUGGAGGUUGGGGUUAGAACUGAAGGACUCCAGGAGGCUCUUCUUAAAAACCCUGCACUUAUGGACAAUGCUGACAGGAUCACCAAGAUGAAGCGUGUCAUUAAGGCUCUGUCUGAUUUGAGGACUCUGCCCAAACGUACACCUCUGGCCUCCAUCUACGUCAAGUUCUUUGGACAAGAAAUUGCCUUUGCUAACAUUGACAAAGCCAUCCUUGAGCAGGCCAUUGCGCUCUUCACUGGACCAUCUGCCCAGGCUUUUGGUAGGAACGCUGUCCAGACUCUGCUGUCUGGUGCAUCCUUCCGCUUUACUAAGCCUCUGCUGGCUACUGAAGUGAGGCGUAUCCUGCCCACUGCUGCUGGUCUUCCAAUGGAGCUCAAUCUUUGCACUGCUGCUGUGGCUGCUGCAGCUGUUCAAGUCAAGGCCACCACAACACCACCACUGCCAGAAAACUUCCAUUUGGCUCACCUUCUGAAGACAGACAUACAGCUUGAGACUGAGAUCAAACCAAGCAUUGCUAUGAACACAUUUGCUGUGAUGGGAAUUAACACAGCUGUCCUCCAGACUGCCAUGAUAUCAAAAGCCAAGUUCAAUUCCAUUCUGCCCUCCAAAAUCUCUGCAAGACUUAACAUCAACGAGGGUCAUUUUAAGAUUGAGGCUCUGCCUGUUUCUGUACCUGAGCCCAUUGCAGCUGUACAGGUUGAGACUUUUGCUGUGGCCAGAAAUAUUGAGGAUCCCGCUGCUGCAAGAAUCACUCCCAUUAUCCCUGCCAAAGUCUAUGAGCCCAUCUCAAUGGAUAUUCUCAGAUCUAAGAUUGCUUCCUCUGCUGCUGCUAGUUGGUCAAAAUCCUCAGAGAUCCUGCAGGAUGUGGCAGUUGACAAGGCAAUUUCUAAACCCAAAGCAGCUAAGUUGAACAAGAAGUACUGUGCUAAAGCUUAUGCCAUUGGGCUGAAGAGCUGUUUGAAGAUUGCCUCUGAAAAUGCUGCUUUUAUAAGGGACACUGCCUUGUACAAACUGGUUGGAAAGCACACUGUUGCCUUGUCUUUGAAACAAAUUGAAGGUGAAGUCAUUGAGAGACUGGAGAUGGAGGUUCAAGUUGGACCAAAAGCUGCAGAGAAGCUCAUUAAACAAAUUAACCUGAGCGAAGAAGAAAUUGCUGAGGAAAGACCCAUCUUGAUGAAGCUCAAGAAAAUCCUGGCUCCUGGUCUGAAGAAUGGCACCAUUUCCUCCUCCUCUAGCUCCAGCAGCUCUCGCUCAAAGUCCUCUUCUGCCUCCUCCAGCUCCUCAUCUCGAGUUAGUAGCAAGGCCAUUGGUGCAACUGCUUCAGCCAAAAGACUUCACAGCAGCAGCAGCAGCAGCAGCAGCAGCCGCAGUAGCAUUAGCAGCAGCAGCAGCAGCCGAAGCAGCAGCAGCAGCAGAAGCAGCUCCUCCAGAUCUGUGAGCAGGCCUUCCAAGUCCAGCUCCGCAUCUAGCCUCGCCUCUCUCUUCAGCGCUAGCUCUAGUUCUUCUCGCUCCAGCGCUCGUACCUCAAAGCAAAUGAUUUAUCGCCAUAAGUUCCAGAAGAACCACAAGAAGCAGUCUCAAGCCACCUCAGCUGCAGUUUCCAGGAGCAGAAGCAGUGCCUCAAGCUUUGAGGCCAUCUACAGAAAGAACAAAUUCCUUGGCAGUGAAGUUGCUCCUUCUUUUGCCAUCAUCUUCCGGGCUGUCAGAGCUGACCACAAGGUGCAAGGAUUUGAACUCUCUGCCUACUUGGACAAGCCUUCCGCAAGAAUUCAGAUUAUUCUGGCUGCCUUGGCUGCCAAUAACAACUGGAAGCUCUGUGCUGACGGAGUUGUGCUCAGCAAGCACAAAGUCACAGCCAAAAUUGGCUGGGGAGCAGAAUGCAAGCAAUACGACACCAUAAUCACAGCUGAGACGGGUCUUCUUGGUCCAAACCCUGCAGCUCGCCUCAGAGUGACCUGGAAUAACCUUCCUUCUGCAAUUAAACACUAUGCAAAGAUCGCCUAUGACUACAUCCCUGCUUCAGUGCUGGCUGGCUUGAUUAAAGGAAAGGAUGAAAACAGUGUGAAGCAGCUAUCAUUUACAGUGGCUGCCACAUCUGCCAAGACCCUUGACAUCAUUUGGAAAACACCAACACGUACUGUCUAUAAGUUGGCUUUGCAUCUUCCCGUUGCUAUGCCACUUGAGCAGAUCAAAGGUCUCACCCCCUUUGAUGACCUCGCUGACAAAAUCCACUACUGGUUUGCCAAGGCUGGCGCAGCUGAAUGUAGCUUCGACAGAGACACACUGACCACAUUCAACAACAGGAGAUACAAGAACGAGAUGCCCUUGUCUUGCUACCAAGUUCUGGCAAAGGAUUGCACCGAUGAGCUGAAGUUCAUUGUCUUGCUGAAGAAGGAUCACAUUGAACAGAACCAUAUCAACGUGAAAAUUGCUGACAUUGAUAUUGACCUGUACCCAAAGAACACUGAUGUGAUUGUGAAGGUUAAUGGAAGAGAAAUACCCAUCAACAACCUGCCAUACCAGCAUCCCACAGCUAAAAUUCAGAUCAGACCAAAGGCUGAGGGCAUCUCCAUCUUUGCUCCCAGCUAUGGACUUCAUGAAGUCUUCUUUGACAGGAACUCAUGGAAGGUUAAAGUUGUGGACUGGAUGAGGGGACAGACCUGUGGACUCUGCGGAAAGGCUGAUGGGGAAGUCAAACAGGAAUACCGCACACCCAAUGGACGCCUGACCAAGAAUGCAGUCAGCUACGCUCAUUCCUGGGUUCUGCCGGCUGAGAGCUGCAGGGACACCACUGAGUGCCGGAUGAAACAUGAAUCUGUGCACCUGCAGAAACAGACAAACCUCCACGGCCAGGAGUCCACCUGCUAUGCUAUUGAGCCUGUGCUGCGUUGCCUGCCCGGCUGCUUCCCUGUAAAGACCACAUCUGUUACCGUUGGAUUCCACUGUAUGCCUGCCGGCUCUGCCCUGAACCGCCCUGAGAGCAUCUACGAUAAUAGUGUAGACCUGAGGGAAACUGCAGAAGCCCACCUUGCCUGUAGCUGCACUGCACAGUGUAAUUAACACCUCAUCCUCUCAUUCACUUAAGUCAUGGAUAUUUUGAAUGUACUUGAAAUAAACUGCAUUUCAACAUA